AUGGCGAAUGCGGGAAAUGAAAUCGUGUUUAAAAAGGAAACUGUUGCCAAACUUUUGACACGCUCUUUUAAGGAGGAUAAAACCAAAGUCAGCAGUGAUGCUGUCAUACUUGUAGCAGAGAUGCUGAAAGUAUUUGUUGAAGAGGCGACACGCAGAGCUGUUAAACAGGCUGACAGUGAGGACUGUGACAAUAUUGAUAUUGAGCACUUUGAAAAGAUUCUGCCACAAUUGCUUCUUGACUUUUAAUUUUGCUGAGGAGCCAGUAGAUGGCGACGUAACCAAGUUCUGCUGGGCCUGAACAUCCUGGACUUCACUUCGCAUAUU
Messenger RNA from Sinocyclocheilus anshuiensis, 324 nucleotides. RefSeq names its product centromere protein X-like. Gene Ontology annotation, molecular function: protein heterodimerization activity. Bases 1 to 246 code for a protein of 81 amino acids. The transcript has a single exon. The record is from RefSeq and is a predicted model, not a curated record. Gene Ontology annotation, biological process: resolution of meiotic recombination intermediates; replication fork processing; kinetochore assembly. NCBI's taxonomy places the organism in Eukaryota, Metazoa, Chordata, Actinopteri, Cypriniformes, Cyprinidae. Gene Ontology annotation, cellular component: Fanconi anaemia nuclear complex; FANCM-MHF complex.